Fundulus heteroclitus (mummichog) is the source of this 2257-nucleotide messenger RNA. Its product is annotated as leucine-rich repeat LGI family member 2. The record is from RefSeq and is a predicted model, not a curated record. The transcript is spliced from 3 exons. Gene Ontology annotation, biological process: inhibitory synapse assembly. Lineage: Eukaryota; Metazoa; Chordata; Actinopteri; Cyprinodontiformes; Fundulidae. The coding region runs from base 1 to 1167 and encodes 388 amino acids.
AUGGAGCAGGAUGGCGUGUGUGAAGAGCAGGAGGGUGAGACUGGUGGUGAGGUGACUGGUGUGUGUGGAGAGCAGGGAGGGAAAGGUGCGGUGGUGGCAGGUGGAGGGGAGGUGAGUGUGGAGGAGCAUGUGGUGGCUCCUAUGGAGGAGCCUGUGGUGGCUCCUGUGGGGGAGUCUGUGGUGGCUCCUGUGGGGGAGUCUGUGGUGGUUCAUGUGGAGGAGAAAGGCGAGGGAGAGUCACCUUGCGCUCUGGACUCCGUUCUCAGCAUCGCCAGCGUUCUGUUGAUCCAAGACGGGCAACCUGACUCGGAUCCCUUUGUGUCCUGCUCCUACGUUUCCUGUGUUCAAUCAUUAGCUUCAGUCAACUGCAAGUCAGUUAUCAUCCAGGAUGAGGUUUACGUCAUUGUGGCUCAGCUCUUUGGUGGUUCCCACAUCUACAAGUUUGACGACGACCAAAGCAGGUUCAACAAGUUCCAGGACACUGAAGUGUCCAAGAUCUCCAAACCCAACGACAUUGAGGCUUUUCAGAUCGGAUCAGACUGGUUCUUUGUCAUCGCUGACAGCUCCAAAGCUGGCUUGUCAACCCUGUACAAGUGGAACGACAACGGCUUUUACUCACACCAGUCCCUGCACGAGUGGUUCCGCGACACAGACGCGGAGUUCCUGAACUUAGACGGAAAGGCUCAUCUAAUCCUGGCGAGUCGCUCGCAGGUUCCAGUGAUCUACCAGUGGAGCCGGAGCAACCAGAAGUUCAUCCUACAAGGUGAUAUCCCCAACAUGGAGGACGUUGUUGCUGUGAAACACUUCCGGAUCAAGGAGGAGCUCUACCUUGCCAUGACCCGCUACAUUGGUGACUCCAAGGUCCUAAGAUGGGGACCCAAACAGUUUGCAGAGAUCCAGGCGGUACCGUCCCGAGGCUCUAUGAUCCUGCAGCCGUUCUCCUUCAAGGAGCGCUACUACCUGGCUCUGGGAAGUGACUAUACGUUCUCGCAGAUCUACCUGUGGGACGAUGACCAGAAAGUCUUCGACCGCUUCAAGGAGGUGUACAUCCAGGCACCGCGCUCAUUCACCGUGGUCUCCACCGACCGCAGGGACUUUAUAUUUUCCUCAAGCUUCAAGGGGAACACGCAGAUCUUUGAGCACGUCAUUAUUGACCUGACCUUGUGAGGGGCCGUUCCUUGUUGCCCCUCCUACAAUCAAAUGUCUUCCAUUCAAAAAGAUACACGACUGAAACAAAGGAAAACGACUUUAUACAUUCAAAUAAAUGCAUAGUCAUGAUGUUAGAGCUUGGUGAGGCAUUGGCUUGACUUGAUGCCCAUCUCGAUAGAACCAUGAGCUAAAAUAACUCCAACAACCUUUACAUUUGCUGUCAUUUUUGCCAACUGGGGACAAUGUCGACACGUUUGCCUCUUUCUUCAUGUCCUCCUAGCCUGUGACAGCGUAGUAGUUCAGUGCUCUGACGGGCUCACAGUGCCUCCUCCUGGCUGUGAUGAAGUAUCACACCCCUUUUUUUCCUUACAGGGAAUGUCUCUAAAGCACAAACCUUUAACUAUCAUAGCUGAGAUCUUAGAAUGUAGCUGUUUAGUGGAAAUGGUACUGUAGGUGCUAUUGACUGUAAUAUACAUCGCGAGUUAAUUGAAAACGAUAAUAAAUGGUUGUUUGGAGAAGUAAAAUAUUACGUUAAGUCCACCUCAGAUAAAAUUACCUGGAUGGAGAGUUAUCAUCUUGUUCCAGCUUCAGAUGAGAGGAGUUUUUUUUGUGCCGAUCAGGUAAAUUAACCAUAUUUUCAAGUCUGAAUAAUAAUAAAAAGAAUUGCUCUUUGGUUUGUAAAAUGACAUUUUUGAAGCAUCUAUAAGAAAAAAAAUAUGUAAAUACUAUCCACUGAAACGUAGAGCCUUUCCUUGUUCUUAGAAAAAAAAACUUGAAUGUUGACCUCUUACCAAGUGUACAUACGAUCAGGAUUGCAAUGCCACUACCUGUUCUUAACAGUACUUUGCACUUACUAACAAAAGUCAGUUGUUACUGCAGCCUGCAACAGCAUGACAUGAAAAAAAGGUGAAUUUAUUUUUGGAGAAACCUGGCGAACUUUUUAAGUGCUUUCAAUAUUGAUAAAUGGCAUCGCAAAUAAAAUAAAAUAAAAUAUGCAAGCUUUCUAAUUCUUUUGUAAGAUCAAGUUUAAAGCUUACUGAAUGUUCAUGUUACAAACUGCUGUACAUUCAUCCAAUCGAGAAUCGAAAUAAACGUGAAAAAGCGUAAA